Messenger RNA from Phaeodactylum tricornutum CCAP 1055/1, 249 nucleotides. RefSeq lists its product with no specific name. Gene Ontology annotation, biological process: positive regulation of transcription by RNA polymerase II; chromatin remodeling. NCBI's taxonomy places the organism in Eukaryota, Bacillariophyta, Bacillariophyceae, Surirellales, Neidiaceae. The transcript has a single exon. Gene Ontology annotation, cellular component: histone acetyltransferase complex. The record is from RefSeq and is a predicted model, not a curated record. The annotation marks the transcript as partial. Gene Ontology annotation, molecular function: histone H3 acetyltransferase activity; protein binding.
UUCCAGAAACCAAUUAAUUUGUCGGAAGUUCCGGAUUAUUUAGACCAUAUUUCGAAACCCCUGGACAUCGAAACAGUUUCCGCAAACUUGGACAAUGGCGUCUACGCCACCGCCAAGGAUUUUUGGACAGAUGCCAAGCUCAUUUUCGAAAAUGCAAUUCUGUAUCACGGCGCGAAAGAAACCAAGUGGAUUGCAAAGUAUGCCAAGGAUCUCCUGAAGGCUUUAAAAAAGGAAAAGGAAGUCGCCGAA